AUUAUCCUCACUCCGUCUCCCGGAACUACUACUGAUCUGCUCCACGCUUAUCCCUUGCAAUACAUGCGAUGGCCUCUUCCGCGCACUCCUACGUUGACCCAGAGAAACCUGCACCCUACGCCGGAUCUACCGAAAAGGAUGCUCGCUCGAAAGAUUUCUCUCAUGACCCAGAGCUACUCGCCGGCGAGCUGCAAGAUUUCGAGGAGCUUGAAGUCUUUCGCAAAGAUGGCGAAGUCGACUUUCGAACGGUCAGCUGGCCGCGUGCGACGGUCAUCUUUUUGAAGAUCAUCUUCGCGACCGGUGUGCUGUCCAUUCCGACAGCAAUGGUCUCGCUGGGCGCUGUUGGCGGAGCACUGAUUGUCAUAGCUUGGGGCGUUAUGAAUACUUACACGGCUGUCAUACAAGGGGACUUCAGAAAUAAGCACGCCGGUUGCCAUUCCAUCGCAGAUAUGGCGAUGCAGGUUGGAGGUGUAUGGGUGAGGGAGAUAGUCGGGUUCUUGUUCGUCAUAGCCUACGUGCUGUGCACGGGAAGCGGUAUUGUCGGCGUCACAGUAGGACUCAAUGCUCUAUCACACCACGCGGCUUGUACUGUAUGGUGGGGUCUCAUUGCCACAAUCGUCGUGGCUCUCGCUGCAUCCGUCCGAAAAUUCCAGCAAAUCGGGUGGUUGACGUGGGCUGGCUUCCUGAGCAUCUUUGCCGCCGUCAUGAUUGUCACCAUCGCUGUAACAUUUCGGGAUCGCCCUGCAGCAGCCCCCAUCACUGGAGACUACGAUCUCGGAUACUACGUUGUGCCGUCCGGGGUCUCAUUCGCCGCGGGAGUCGUCGCGUCUUCCAACAUCUUCGUUUCGUCUGCCGCCACGAGUGCUUUCUUGCCAGUCAUAUCCGAGAUGAGAAACCCAAGAGAGUACCGCAAAGCUCUGUAUGUAUGCAUGGGCCUGGUCACCGCAGCGUACCUCUCCGUGUCUCUGGUCGUGUACCGCUGGUGCGGGAAAUGGGUUGCUUCACCUUCUCUUGGAUCGGCUGGACAGACCGUGAAGAUGAUCGCUUAUGGCAUCGGUUUAAUCGGUCUGGUCGUCAGCGCCUGCAUCUAUCUACACGUGGCUGCGAAAUACCUGUUCGUAAGGAUCCUGCGAAACAGUCGCCAUCUCCAAAAGAACACAAUCACUCACUGGUCGACAUGGCUUGGACUGACAUUUGGUCUCGCUUUCCUCUCGUUCAUCCUGGCUGAAGCAAUUCCAAUUUUCAACUAUCUGCUCGCGUUGACGGGAUCUCUCUGCUUUGCACCUAUCGCCAUCGCUCUUCCAGGAUGGCUCUGGUUGCACGACCAUAUGCAUUUCAGAAAAGGCAGCUCUGGCCAGCAAAUGGCUUUCUGGUUCCAUGCAGCCUUCAUUCCACUCGGAGCAUUUUUCUUCGUUGCUGGAACUUAUGGAGUCGUCCAAGAGAUCAUUGCUGCUUAUGCGGAUGGGCAAAUCGGUUCUGCCUUCUCAUGUGCUGACAAUUCUGGUUCGACUUGA
This is a messenger RNA of Zymoseptoria tritici IPO323, 1514 nucleotides long. RefSeq lists its product as uncharacterized. Gene Ontology annotation, molecular function: amino acid transmembrane transporter activity. Gene Ontology annotation, cellular component: vacuolar membrane. Gene Ontology annotation, biological process: amino acid transmembrane transport. The transcript has 5 exons. Bases 69 to 1514 code for a protein of 481 amino acids. NCBI's taxonomy places the organism in Eukaryota, Fungi, Ascomycota, Dothideomycetes, Mycosphaerellales, Mycosphaerellaceae. The record is from RefSeq and is a predicted model, not a curated record.